CCUCGCCGAGAUGAGCGGUGGCAGCGGCGGCGGCGGAAACAACGCCGGGAACCAGGGUAACGGUAAUGCCACCAGCUACCAUCAGCAUCAGCAGCAACAGCAACAACAGCAACAGCAACAACAACAGCAGCAGCAACAACAGCAACAACAAACACAGCUGGAGCAGGCUAGCUUGCUGCCAGAUCUAAACGGGAUUGACCUGGCGAUGAGCCUGUCCCCCAAACAGCAUUCGUCCCACGUACAAACCGCUGGUGGCGCUCAUACGACUCCGUUCAGUGUCACCGACAUCCUGUCCCCCAUCGACGAGUCGUACAGGAAACUCGAGUUGGCGAUCGGCGUCGGCGUGGUCACGCAUCCUCAGGUCUCGCCUUACGGCAACGCGUGCGGCGCCCGAGUGGGCGGCAAUACCGGUAGCUCGAGCGCGAGCAGCGGCAGUCCACCGCUUCACGGAGGCUCGACGCCCGGUGGCGGCACUCCCGGACCGGUUUCCGGUGCGAACGACGCCGCCGGUGGAGGCAGCAGCGCUGCCGGUCCCGGCAUGACCGCCAUGGGCAAUCCUUACGCCACCAUGCAGCUCACCUCACAGUAUCAGUAUUGCGCGGCCGAGUUGUCCCCGUAUCAUCACGGGGGCCCCGGGGUCGCCGGAGGUGCCACCGCCACCGACCCAAUGAGGUCUCAUCAUCCCUGGUACGCGCCCGCUCCGCCGGCCACCAACGACCCAAGGUUUGCCAUCUCGCGGCUGAUGGGCGCCGCGGCGGCGGGCGCCGGGUCCAACAUGGCCGGUUGCUCGGUGGGCCAGUCAAUGGGCGACGUGACGAAAUCGUCGGGCAUGGGGAUGGGCGUCGGCGUCGGCGUCGGCGUUGGCAUGGGCGUCAGCGCGAUGCAAUUCCCCCACCUGCCACAGAGACGAAAGCGUCGCGUUCUGUUCACUCAGCACCAGGUUCACGAGCUUGAGAGGCGGUUCAAGCAGCAGAAAUACCUGAGCGCGCCUGAACGGGAACACCUAGCCUCCCUGAUCAAUCUCACCCCCACUCAGGUGAAAAUAUGGUUUCAAAAUCAUCGAUACAAGUGCAAGAGGCAAGCCAAGGAGAAACAGAUGGCGGAACAGAACGCUCAGAACCAGAGCGCGAGUUCGCCGCGUCGGGUGGCUGUCCCGGUCCUGGUGAAGGAUGGUAAACCCUGCGGAAGCGGCGGCGGAGGCGGGAACGAGGGUAGCCGGGGCGGACCGAGCGCCGCGUUGGCGAGUCCAGCACCGCACAUGACGGCGGCGUCGAGUCCCCACGGGUCCCAUCACGCGGCGUCCUCGGUGUCCCAUCACUCGGUGGUCGGCGUGAGUCACGUGAUGACGUCCAGCCAGAGUCUACAGCAUUGCUCGUACACGAGGGCGGGGGCGCAGCAGAGCAUGCAGCAGCAACAGCAGCCGCAGUGCGGCGCGUACCUGCCGUUCCAAGGCCGGGCCUGGUAG
Molecule: messenger RNA, 1465 nt
Organism: Colletes gigas
Lineage: Eukaryota; Metazoa; Arthropoda; Insecta; Hymenoptera; Colletidae
Product: homeobox protein Nkx-2.4-like
Exons: 4
Coding region: 11-1465 (484 amino acids)
Biological process (GO): cell differentiation; regulation of transcription by RNA polymerase II
Cellular component (GO): nucleus
Molecular function (GO): DNA-binding transcription factor activity, RNA polymerase II-specific; RNA polymerase II cis-regulatory region sequence-specific DNA binding
Source: RefSeq, a predicted model, not a curated record